UUUGUCCAGUUGCUUCACUCCAUCAAGAAGCUAAUCCUUCUCGGCUCAAAGUAGGCAGUGUUAAGACUCUAGCUGAAUCUUCCAACCUCACUUCCAUCCCCUCCCACUACGCCUUCACCACCUCCGCUUCCGGUGAUCAAGCCGUUCACUCUGAUCACGAUGACUCCAUCCCCGUCAUCGACUUCUCUCUCCUCUCCUCAAGUAAUCCCGAUCAACGGCAUAAAGUCGUCUCGGAUCUUGCAAAGGCUUGUCAAGACUGGGGCUUCUUCAUGGUACAUAUGUUCCCACCCAGUUCAUCAGCUGAUUAGCUGCUUCAUAGUACUUUUCUUUAUUCGAUCUGGUCGUGGAGAUCCAAAACAAACGGUGAUCAACCACGGAGUCCCCGAGGGCCAAAUGAAGGCGAUGGUCGACAUGCUGAUGGGAUUCUUCGAUCUGACAGAGGAGGAGAAGAGGGAGUUCGAAGGAAAGCACGUGUUGGACGGCAUAAGAUGGGGGACGAGCUUCAAUACUUCAGUCGACAAGGUAUUUUUCUGGAGAGAUUAUCUGAAGGUGAGGGUGCAUCCAGAGUUUCACUGCCCUUCCAAACCAGAAGGCUUCAGUGAAGUUUUAGCAGAAUACGCUGGGGCGGUCCGGAAAUUAGCUAGGGGGCUGCUCAAGGGUAUAUCGGAGAGCCUAGGACUUGAACCGGGCUAUAUUGAUGAGGCAAUGAACAUGGAUUCAAGCUUGCAGAGACUAACGGCGAAUUUGUAUCCGCCAUGCCCGCAGCCAGAACUUGCUAUGGGCAUGCCACCACACUCAGACCAUGGCCUGUUGACCAUCCUUAUGCAGAAUGGAAUUGGCGGCCUCCAAGUGCACCACGGCGGGAAGUGGGUCAAAAUCGAUCCCAUUCCGAACGCCUUUUUGGUCAACACUGGCGAUCACUUAGAGAUUAUGAGCAAUGGGAAAUACAAGAGUGUUCUGCAUCGAGCUGUUGUGAACAACAAGGAUACAAGGAUAUCGAUUAUUCUAUCUAAUGGACCAUCGCUUGACACUGUCGUCACGCCAGCGGAGCAGCUGGUGGAUGGGGAGAGCAACCGAGCUAUGUACAUCGGGAUGAAAUACAAGGACUUCCUGGAACUUCAUCAAAGCAGCGUUCUCGAUGGGAAAUCAGGCCUGGAACGGGUAAAGAUAUGAUUUUGUGCAGUCUGAACUGUUAUACUAAUGGAUGUGUGAUUGUGUUCUGCUUCUAGACUGUUUGGACUCUUUGGUUUGCAACCUUCGGAACUUUUUAAUAUUAUGUGAUUCAAGGUGCAAGAACUGUCUAGCACUGAGGUAUGUAAGCUGGUCCUUUCUAUGAUGUAUCUUCUUGACAUAAUAACUGGAAGUAAUUCACUUCAUAAUGUCUGACUAAA
Messenger RNA from Eucalyptus grandis, 1391 nucleotides. RefSeq names its product protein DMR6-LIKE OXYGENASE 2. The coding region runs from base 160 to 1173 and encodes 337 amino acids. Lineage: Eukaryota; Viridiplantae; Streptophyta; Magnoliopsida; Myrtales; Myrtaceae. The record is from RefSeq and is a predicted model, not a curated record. The transcript is spliced from 4 exons.